AUGUCAACCUCCGCGUCCACCAAACCGUCCAAGCCCACCAAGGAACAGUUCUUGAGAAUCAGGGAGCUCCUCCAUCAUCAUGGCAAGAGAUAUAUCCAGGCUGAAUUGCGCUUCAGCCCCAACAAUCGCCCAGAGGAGUGGGACGAGAUUAUUAAAAAAGCCGACGCCCGGGAUGUGAGCACCGAGAAGAAUAUGGACGAGAAGGCGACGGCCGAGCUCGAGCGCUUCCAGAACAGUGGUCUGUCCUACGACCAAGCCCAAGCCGAAAUUACCAGGCUAGAUAAUGCCUGCAAGGAAGAAAACCCCACCCUUAGCCGGUCUUUCGAGGUCGCCGACGAAUCAGCGGCGCUGGUGGGCCCAGAUUUGGUCCACGAGUCGUGGAAGAGGUUGGCGGACUUUUACCUCACAGACAUGGAGGUGGAACUUUUCCAAAGGAGAGGUGUUCAGUCUGUGCCUUACAGAAACAAGAAGUAUGAGGAAGGGAUAGAGUCAGAGGAACAGCUGGGUUUGGGCGAAACCGAGUGGCUUAGACUCCAAAUUGAUGCGUUGCAGCGCAUCAUCAACGGCACAGAAGAUGUAGGACGACCCACCUUCAGCCCAUCGGUUCUUUGGUGGUACCAGGACGCCAUCUGGCUUAGCGAACUCGACAGGUUCAUCAUCAGAUUGAGGAUCACGUGCCUCAACCUUAACAUCUAUUCGGUGCAAUUGGCGGCCACGUACCCUCAUCCUAAUGACGACCUGGAGGAGUUGGCGAAAGCACAGGAAAUCUUCUUUACCAAAUGGGUCUUGCCGCAAAGGAUGUCAUCAAGAUGA
This is a messenger RNA of Sordaria macrospora k-hell, 813 nucleotides long. RefSeq lists its product as uncharacterized. NCBI's taxonomy places the organism in Eukaryota, Fungi, Ascomycota, Sordariomycetes, Sordariales, Sordariaceae. The record is from RefSeq and is a predicted model, not a curated record.